CCGUAAGUUUUCAAUCAAAUUUCAUUUCCAGAUUCCAAAAUAUAUCAUUCAUCCCCAUUUACCAAAGGAACCCUAAAUCUCCGAUUAAUCACAAAUAACUACCCUCUUCCAAAAACCCAGCAUUAAAUUUCACAUCCUUUUUGUAGAAGAAAACAAGAAUUUCGUUUGAGGAACUUCUCUUCUUCUUGUUUGUUUUAUAAAUCCCAUGAAAUAGUUUCAACUUUUCACCCACUCUUUCUCUCUCUUCUUCUGGAAUCCCACAAAUUUGAAUCCCCAGUUUUACAAAUCCCUAAUUUUUAGUGGUAAUAAACCGGUAGUAGAGAGAAAGCUUGGAUCUUUUCAAUGGCAUCAGAUCAGGAAUUAUCUGAGGAAAUACCAGAAGGAACAUUGAAGAACAUUCUAGACCAAGAUACCCUAAAAUGGGUUUUUGUAGGAGGGAAAGGAGGUGUUGGUAAAACAACUUGUAGCUCCAUUCUUGCAAUUCUACUUGCAAGCGUGAGACAAUCUGUUCUUAUUAUCUCAACUGAUCCGGCCCACAAUCUUAGUGAUGCUUUUCAACAACGUUUUACAAAGACUCCAACCCUUGUUAAUGGCUUCACCAAUCUCUUUGCAAUGGAAGUGGAUCCGUCUGUAGAAAAUGAAGAUCUUUCUGGUGAAGGGCCUGAUAAUUUUGUAUCAGAGCUGGCAAAUGCAAUCCCUGGAAUUGAUGAAGCCAUGAGUUUUGCAGAAAUGCUGAAAUUGGUUCAAACAAUGGAUUACUCAGUCAUAGUGUUUGAUACAGCUCCCACAGGGCAUACACUUCGUCUUUUGCAAUUCCCUUCCACUUUAGAAAAGGGGCUAUCAAAAAUGAUGACCUUGAAAAAUAAAUUUGGGGGCUUGUUAAGUCAGAUGACUCGUCUCUUUGGUGUUGAAGAUGACUUUGGAGAAGAUGCAAUCCUUGGCAGGCUUGAGGGCAUGAAAGACGUAAUCGAGCAAGUGAACCAGCAAUUCAGGGAUCCAGAUUUGACAACCUUUGUGUGUGUGUGCAUUCCUGAGUUCUUAUCUCUAUAUGAAACUGAAAGAUUGGUGCAAGAACUCGCAAAGUUUGAGAUUGAUACUCAUAAUAUUAUUAUCAAUCAAGUCAUAUUUGAUGACGAAGUUGUUGACUCAAAGCUGCUGAAAGCAAGAAUGAGAAUGCAAGAGAGGUAUAUUGAUCAGUUCUAUAUGUUAUAUGAAGACUUCCACAUCACAAAGUUGCCAUUGAUGCCAGAAGAGGUGACUGGCUUGCAAGCAUUGAAGUCGUUUUCACGGCAUUUUCUUGUAUCAUAUGAACCUGCAAUCAAAAAAGGAAGUAUCGAAGAGUUGGAAUUAAGGGUAACUGAGUUGAAACGACAGUUGAAUGAAGCCGAAGAAGAUCUGGAGAGACUAAGAAAAGGGAAACAAAAGGUGUAAAAGGACAUGAUAUUAGGCCCAUUUUUUCUUGAAGUUCUUAUUUAUUUAUAGAUUUUCUUGUUAUAUUACUAUUCUGUUUUUACUUGUACUAUGUUUUCCUUUUUAUUGGGCGGAAAGAUAGGCAGUUUUCAAGUCUAUAUAAUAUAAAAUGGGUAAUAUGAAGACCUGUGCAGAAAUCAUGCUUUAUGGUAUACAUCUCUUGUAUGUGGGAUGCCUGGAUACACUUUGGUUACAUUGUCCUGUUAGCAUUUCAAAAAUAAAACCUAUAUAUACAAUGAAGAAAAGAAAAAGGCCAUUGUCAUAGAAUUAGAGAAGGUGAUGGAGUUCAGAGGUUCGACCACAUUUUUUUUACGUUACCUUCUCUACUUGAUGAAGUCAUUGGAAUCCAUAAUAGGGCGUAUUUGUUUUUCGCU
This is a messenger RNA of Amaranthus tricolor (Joseph's coat), 1844 nucleotides long. RefSeq names its product ATPase GET3A-like. The transcript has 7 exons. Gene Ontology annotation, cellular component: GET complex. The record is from RefSeq and is a predicted model, not a curated record. Bases 343 to 1431 code for a protein of 362 amino acids. Gene Ontology annotation, biological process: post-translational protein targeting to endoplasmic reticulum membrane. NCBI's taxonomy places the organism in Eukaryota, Viridiplantae, Streptophyta, Magnoliopsida, Caryophyllales, Amaranthaceae. Gene Ontology annotation, molecular function: ATP hydrolysis activity; ATP binding.